AAAGCUGCCACGCAGCACUAGGAAUUAAAGUCCAGGAGGCUGGUCUUCCAGGAAGCCAAAGAACAAAGAUCUUUUCAUAUAAAUAGCAGUAAACAGCAUUACCUUCAUUCUCCAACCAAAUCACAAAGGAAAAAGGUAAAGGGGAUCUCUUACUGUGAGUAGUUGAGUUGAAGGGCCAAGGUAGGGGAUAGGAAUACAAAGAUUUAGAUGGGUGGGAACCUGAAACGUUGUCCCAUAUCUACAAGGAAAAUUAGAGAGAAAAAUAUAGGCUUUAAAAUUAGUUGUUUCCAGUGUUUUCCUAAAAUGUUGACAUAAUAACAUCUCAAAAUGUUUCACUAAUUAUUCACGACAUAGCUUGUAAGAGGUUGUUACAAGGAAACUUUAACAAAAUGAAUUGUAUAGUUUUGGACAAAAAAGAGUUCUCACCUUCACAAGAAUGGUGUAUCUAAUCAUCAAGCGGCAAUCAAUAAAAAGCAGGUUAAAUGACUAUAUUAUGUUCUCCACAGGUGCCUGAUCACUGAAGAUCAUCAAAAUGUUCAUACGGGUAGUAGUCCUGGCGCUGGUUCUAUGCGCUAUUAAAGGUGAGUAAGGGGGGAAGAACCUGGGGUUUGAGACGUAUGUGUGACAUGUAGUGGGGAAUUAAAAGCAAACAAGAUGUCCAUAGGCCUUAGAGGUGGACUGGAAAGGUACAGGCUCUAGAUCUCUAUGUUGGGACUCAAAAAAAAAGUCUAUAUGUCAUUUUAGUGGGUCUUUGCUAGUACGAAUAAACAUAUUAUUAUUUAUUAGUGCUUUCUCCUGUGGAAAGGAGUCUACUGAAAUUGCUUAGCAGAAUAAAAUAAUUGUCACCUGAAAAAUAUUUUUAUGUAAUUAUCCUCUCCUCAAGUUUUGAAAGGAAAUGUUUUUUUUUAAUGAAAUUUAUGUAAAAACUGAGACAAGCUCUACAUUUUUUAUAUGACUUUAGCCAUAUACAUUCACGUUGCGUCAGACAGUGUUUGUAAACUGAUAGUAACUCUAUGUUUUUUCCCGCUUCACUGUCUAAACAGAAGCAGGGAAGAUCAUAGAGACUAACUGUUGGUUUUCAAACACUUUCUGACCUAAGGUGUGUGUAUAUUGCUGAAGGAUCCUGUCAUAUAAUAAAAGUAGGGAUGAGUUUUUCUCAUUUAUUUUAGAUAUACUUCAUUUAAAUAAAUAGUUUUUCUUUCAAAACUUGAUGAAGGGGUUAUUAUGUAAAAAACAUUUUUUUGAUGUGACAGCUGUCCUUUCAUUUUAAUGUUUAUACUUCAUGUGAAGAAUGUGUCACAGAGCUAAUUUUCAAGUUGAACAAUGGGUCACCACACUAACGCCACCAACACCAUUUUGGCUCCUGAAAAUGAAAGGCCGGAAAUGAAUGAUCUAAAUCAGUAGUUCCCAAGCCAGUUUACUGGGUAAUCCCUAAAUCCUGGACUGGUAGGGGUGCCUUGAGGACUGGUAUGGGAACCACUGAUCUAGCUGAUAUUAAAUUAUGAUCACAUUUCAAGAUAAAAUGAGAUAACUCAUAAACACAGGCAAGAGUGAGCGUUUCUGUGAGUGUGCACUUGAGUAAUGACACUUCUUCUCUUAGAAUCGCGAGCCGAGGUCAACAGUGAAGAAGUAGCUAAUGCAUUCUGGGAAUACGUUUCCACACUGAGCAGCAACACUAAGAAUGCCAUCGACCAGAUUCAGCAAUCAGAGAUCAGCCAACAGCUCAAGUGAGUAACAAGCAAAAAAUGGAAUAAAAGCUACUUAAUUUAUAAAAAUUACAGAAAAAGUGAAUUGGGUGGUCCUUUGUUUGUGCACUAGGUCACCUAAACAGUGUUUAUAGCUCGAAUGUAAAGACAAGUAUGGGAUGUCGCAUGUAGAACAGCCCAUAUGAAAGCAUUACUCAAUGCUUUCCUAUGGGCGUCCAGCAUCUUCUCACUGUGAUUUUCACAGUGAAAAUCGUGAAAGCGCCUCUAGUGGCUGUCAGUGAGAUAGCCACUAGAGGCUGGAUUAACCCUCAGUGAAACAUAGCAGUUUCUCUGGCAUAGAUUCGUAAAUUGAAAGGAACAAUAUAGUCACCCAAACCAUUUCCUCUCAGUGAAGUGGUCUGGGUUCAUUGGUCCUGUCAAUUAAAUCCGCAAUGUGAAACAUUGUAGUUUAGUAAAAACCUCAAUGUUUGCAUUGCAGGGUUGAACCCCUUUCUUCCCGACAGCCACCAGAAGCACUUCCUUUUCCAAACUCAGUAUGGAAAUCAAGAGCAGCUGAUAACAGCAUUUUAUUGGAGAAGCAAGGUAUUUGGAUGUGCAUGCGUACCUCCAAUACAUUGCUUUCCUAUAAGAAGAAAUGGAUUGAAGGAGAUCGAGCAAAGGUCAGCAGACAUGCUGACAUCUUUGAAGGCCAAAUGGAGGAGUAGUGGUGCUGGAAAUUAAGUAAUUAAGUAAAUAAAACUUUAAAGUUAUUAAACUUCAUUUAUAAACAAAGGGUGGGGGCAGAAGGGUGGCGACAAAAGGGAUUAAUGAUUCCCUUUAACUUCCAUAUUAUCUAAGUGGCAUCAAGAAUUCAGAUUUUUGGGAUGCUUCCAAAGAUUCAUUGCACCAUAACCUCUGAAAUGACCUGUAGUGGCAAUGCAUCUUUUAAAGCAUGUUGGACUUUUCUCAGAAACUGUCAGUUGUACUGACAUAAUAAACCGAUGUGGAUAAAUCGGGUUAUCUGGAGACUCUAAAUUUUUUUUCAAAUUUUGUUGUUUUUGUAUAAUAUUUCGGGUUAGAAGGUUUGGUAAAUGAUGGUCCAGCAAAGUUCUUUCAUGUUGUCACAUCAAUUUGUACUUUCCCCAUCCUUUCUACACAUGUUGGAUUUGAGUUCAUCUUUUUGGAUAUUCUUUUCAAAUUAUUUAAUCAAUUUGGAUAAACUUAAAAAAUAAAUAAAUAAUUCAAAAUAUUAAAAUAUAAAAUAAGAUACAAUGUAUAAAACAGUACAGCAAUAUAUAAAAAAUAUUAAAAUAUUUUUAAAAAUAUGAAAUAGUUUUCAAAGUGUAUCCAAAAAUAUUAAUUCAUUUCAAAAAAGCUUAUAGAAAAAUAUUAAAGCAAGACCAAUAUUAGACUUUAGUAAUUGUGGUUAAGCUCCUUUUUUUAAAAUAAGGACUCCAGCACGGGCAUGUGCAAGGAGUGUGCUAGGUGUUCCAAGGCACAUCCGAAAUUUGGGCAAAGUUGUCCUAUUCAGGACUAUAUGGGGACCUUUGUGUGGGUUUUGUUAUGUUUUUAAUAAAGCAUAUGAGUAUCUCUGUAUAUGUCUGAUUAUCACAGGAGCAAAAAAAAUACUAUGUAUUUCAUCGUUUAAAUAGUUUUUUUGUUGUUUUUUUUAAGUAAAAUUGUAUCUUCUAAUUUUCAGCAAUUCAGCUUACUCAUACUCUUUCUGUGUUUUCUUGUUUGUCUUCACAGUUCUCUUAUCCAGGACAAUCUAAAGACAGUAAAUCUUUAUGCUGGAGAAAUGCCAGACCAACUCAUCCCUCUAGCCAAACAGAUCCACGAUCAACUGACUCAGAAUUCAGAAAAACUUCGGGAACAGAUCAGAGAGGAACUCAAGCAAUUACAGAGCAGGUUCACCCCAUAUUCAGAUAAGCUGCAUAAACAAAUGAGCAAAAAUUUAGAACAGUUGCAAUUUAAGCUUACUCCAUAUGCUGAGGAACUUCAGACACAGAUUGAGAAGAAUACACAGGUGGUCAGUGAGAAACUGAAGUUGGUGGCCAAGGAAAUAGAUGCUAAGAUUAGAGAAAAUGCAGACAAUAUGCAGGAGUCUUUGGCCCCAUAUGCGCAAAAACUCCAGGACAAAAUCGAUGAAAGUGUAGAGCAACUUCGAGAACAAGUGAUUCCAUACACUGCGGAGUUACGAGACGAGAUAAGGCAGCAAUCAGUGCAUUUACAGCGCCAGUUGACCCCCUAUGCAGAGGACAUGCAAAAUAACCUGAACAGAUAUAUUGAAAACAUGGAUUUCCAAAUGAGAAAAAGAGUAGAUCAGAUGGAAGCCAGGAUGAUGGAGCUCAUGACAGACCUGAAGAAGCAGCUAAACCCCUACGCCGAUGAGCUGCGGAAUAAACUCAAUGGGAAUGUGAAGGAUGUCACACAGGUUUUGGAGCCUUACCUGGCCAAAAUGAGUGAAAACAUGGACCAGAAAAUCUCAGAGUUUAAGAACAUGAUGACCCCAUAUGGAGAAGAACUUAAUAAGGCCCUUCUGCAAAGGGUGGAAGAUAUGAACCAGAAACUUGGGCACUACACAGUGAGUGUGAAGGAUCAACUAGAGUACCUGGAGAAAGAUGUCCGGGACAAGAUCAAUGAAUUUGUGAACAAAGAUGUUCCCAGAGAAGAGUAAAUCAUAUGUUGCUGAAAUAUGAUGGCAAUUGAUAAUGUAUUCUUCCUCUGAUAUCUAGAAUGUCACCGAAAGGACCAACUGACAUCUCUAUUAGAUUCAGAGAUAACAUAUACAGUAUUAUUGAGAGGUAUGAAUUGUAAAAGAGUAAAAAAAAACAGGAAAUACUAAUGUGUGAAUGUAUCAAUAUUUGGCUGUUUAAAAUGUCUGUUUUGUUGAGCAGGAUGUGCUUAUUUCUCAGUACAUACAAAAAUGUUCACCGCUGUGCCAAGUUUCUCAAAAAAGAUUCUAUUUCUUUAUUUCCACGCUGGCUGUUAUUCAGAUAAUAACGUUUUAAGAUCUUUGGAGCCAUCUGAAUUUUUAUGCAGCUAAGUACAAUAUACACCUAGCAAUGAACUUUUUGCAUAUAACUGGGCUUAUAGGGGGUGAAUAAAAAGCUGUCUGAUCCCAGACACAUUAAUAGCCAGGAUUUAUUUAUUAAAGAGCAAACUGAAAUUCUGAAAUAAAAACGGAAAUGUAAUAUUUUAUCUAAAUUAACUGACUUUAAAAACUGAUAGUCAUAGAUUGGCCAUUUUUCUGUAAAUUUUGCAGUCUGAUGAUCAGUCCACUACAAUUUGGUGUUUAAUGAAUAAACCCAUUUAUGUGUGUUGAUAUUUAUUUGAAUUAAAAUUGUUCACUUCUUACAUUUAAAGCAUAGUGUGUCUGAGUACACAUUGUAAUUUUAGUAUGCUGUUUGGCAGAGCUGUUUAAUUUAACUCACAGAUUUGCUCUUCACUGGUAAAACAUUCUGGGCCUUUGUUCUCAGUUACUUGCAAUAAAUAAGCAACUCAGCAAUGCAGACUGUGUCUUAUCUUGAUUAUUUACUGUUUAUCUAUAUCUAUAUGGUAAC
This is a messenger RNA of Pelobates cultripes (western spadefoot toad), 5248 nucleotides long. Lineage: Eukaryota; Metazoa; Chordata; Amphibia; Anura; Pelobatidae. The record is from the annotation of a GenBank genome assembly.